UUGUCGUUGCUCUUCCGUUUCUUCCUGUCCAUUCAGAUACGAGUUUUUACAGCGCUCUUUGGUGAUUUCACAUAAAGAAUUGUGUGUCAAACAAAUGGAUUUUCGUCCAGAAUGAAGUUGAUCAUUUUCUUCACCUGCAUACCUUUGGUUUACUCAGGGAUUCACACCUUCAUCACCACAUACACUGGAAUAAGAGGCCAGACGAUUGCAGGAAUCCCAGAGUUUUUUGCUGUAACUACACUGGAUGAUCAACAGAUCGAUUAUUAUGACAGUAACAUAAAGAAGCUGAUUCCCAGAAAGAACUGGAUGAAGGAUUAUGCAUCUGAAGAACUUUGGACAGAAGACACUAAGAUCAGAGAACGUGUGCAGCAGAUCUACAAACUCAACAUUCGUGUUCUAAUGGAGCGAUUCAAUCAGUCACAUGGUGUUCAUUCAUAUCAGAGGAUGUAUGGAUGUGAGUGGGACGAUGAGACUGAAGACUCACAAGGGUUUGAUCAGUACGGUUAUGAUGGAGAGGAUUUCAUCUUACUGGACCUGAAGGAGCUCAGAUACAUCACACCUGUACCACAGGGAUUACUCACAGUACCGAAGUGGAAUAAUGAGAGAGCACAGCUUGAAUAUCUGAUACAAUACUACAAUUAUGAGUGUGUUUACUGGCUGAAAGAGUUCUUAACAUUAGGGAAAGCAGAUUUAGAGAGAAGAGCUCCUCAGGUGUUUCUGUUACAGAAGGAUCCCUCCUCUCCAGUGAUGUGUCAUGUCACAGGUUUCUACCCAUCAGGAGUCACUAUUACCUGGUUAAAAAAUGGACUGGAUCACUAUGAGGAUGUGUAUUUUGGAGAGACACUUCCAAAUGAGGACGAGACCUUCCAGAAGACAUCUACCCUUGAUGUUACUCCAGACGAGUGGAAUAAUAACCAGUACACUUGUGUUGUGGAGCACCAGGGAAAAACCAUAAAGAGGAUUCUGACUGAGGAUGAGAUCAAGAGCAACAACAGACCUAUACAUUACUUCACAAUAGUGGUGUGUGUGAUGGCAGUAUUCCCAAUCCUGGUUAUUGGUGCUGCAGUCUAUAUUAUUUACAAAUGGUUUCAUCAGCUGUAG
Megalobrama amblycephala (Wuchang bream) is the source of this 1101-nucleotide messenger RNA. Its product is annotated as major histocompatibility complex class I-related gene protein-like. The record is from RefSeq and is a predicted model, not a curated record. The transcript has 6 exons. Lineage: Eukaryota; Metazoa; Chordata; Actinopteri; Cypriniformes; Xenocyprididae. Gene Ontology annotation, cellular component: external side of plasma membrane. The coding region runs from base 112 to 1101 and encodes 329 amino acids. Gene Ontology annotation, biological process: immune response.